This is a messenger RNA of Megalops cyprinoides (Indo-Pacific tarpon), 4263 nucleotides long. It is a transcript of the gene dna2, whose product is annotated as DNA replication helicase/nuclease 2. Bases 1 to 4263 code for a protein of 1420 amino acids. The record is from RefSeq and is a predicted model, not a curated record. The transcript has 23 exons. Gene Ontology annotation, biological process: replication fork reversal. Gene Ontology annotation, molecular function: single-stranded DNA helicase activity; 5'-flap endonuclease activity. Lineage: Eukaryota; Metazoa; Chordata; Actinopteri; Elopiformes; Megalopidae. Gene Ontology annotation, cellular component: cytoplasm.
AUGAUUAAAAACAAACUGAAGAAGAAAGCGGUUGGAAACGGAGGCCAAAGGAACGUCGCGUCUUUUUUCUCCAAGAAUAAGAGUCUGGGCCUUCCUCCACAGGAGAACAGGGUUCACAGCACAGGUUUCGAGAAUGUAGAUGUUAAAUCUAUCAUCCUCAGUCUCCUUGGAGCCAGUGACGAGGAGAACGAGAACGAGAAUGUUCCACCCUCACCAGGUCUGUCUUCUGUGCUGGAGACUCCUAACAGUCAAAUCAGGCACUCACACUUGCCACGGGAACCUUUGGAGGAGGUUUCCUCCACCGUGUCCGGUGUCACUUGCUCUGACCAGCUCCAGAACGAGGGUAAACUCACAACCAGGAGGCCUUUGCUUUCACCGCGGACAGGGGGAAGCUCCGGGGGCUUGGCCUCACUGUCUGCGCAGAGUUGUGCUGCUGAGAGCAGUCCUGUGAAACGUGUGUUGUGCAGCCCUGAGGAUGCGCAGAAACACCAAGCCAAGCGCCCAAAGACAACCACAGUGAAGAGGCCCUGCCUCAGCCCAGCCAGGAGGGCCUCCCAGCUGGAUGACUUCUUGGAUGGGUGCUUGAGUGCAAUUGGUGGCACAGCAGCACAAGCCAAGCAGGGGUCAAGCUCCUCAGCCAAGGACACGGACAACAAAGCAAACAGGGCUGGACACAUUCAGUUUCAGGGCACUGGAUAUGGGAGCCUCAAGACCAAGGCACUGUUGAAGAAAAAGGCACCUGUGCUGAAACCGUUUCUGGUCAAUGGGGUGUCCUCCAGCACCCCAAAUGCCAGUCUGAUCAAGGCUUCUAACAGCAGCUUCAGAGCAGAUGAUGAGGGAAAUGUUUUUACCAGAAUUGCUGAUCUGAAAGUAGAUGCAGGUUUACCAAGCCCUACUGACCAUGCUCGUUGGAAUGAGCAGGCUCUGACACAUAUUGCAUUGGGGCACCAGGGAUGUGACAAAAGGGUUAAGCGCUCAAGUGGCACUGAGGUGGAUGGUCAGCAGUACAAGUUUAGUAACAAAGGGAGUGUUGUGGACAUGUGUGCCUCCAAAGGUGGAUGUGGGGACACAGGUGGGAAUGGGGGUGUAUGCUCCAAGGGUGACAUGGGGACAGUGGAAGACUGCUGGUUUGAUGACAACAUGGAGCUGAGCCUGAGCAAGCCAGAAGAGAAGACAUCAAAAAACAUUCCGGCCCACAUACUCCUGUCCACGGGGCUUUUCAACAGAUACUGGGUUCUGGAUGUGCAAGAGAUUUCUGGUCCUCGAGGUGUUUCAGAGAAGCAUUUGACAGUCACUGCCUCCAAAACUGCCAAUCCAACAGAAGUUGUUAUACUAAAAGACGGCUGGGAGUCUGCUGCUGUUGCUGUGGGCAGUGUAGUUCAUCUAGAGGGGGAAUGUGUUUCAGGUGUCUGGACAAUUGACAGGACAUUUGGAUUCUUGGUCCUACUACCAGAUAUGCUAAUUUCUGGCACCAGCAUUGCCAACAGCAUCCGCUGUAUGAGACGUGCUGUGCUUGGGGAGAAGUUCAAGGCUUUUGAUGGAGGUUCCAAGCAGAUGCUCAAUGGAACCAUUGUCCAUGAAAUCUUCCAGAAAGCGGCGCUGUGUCGAGACUUCUCACUGGAGAGGUUGGAACAGUUUGCCAUGCAGGCACUUCAUGGGCCCAAAUACCUUGGAGAAAUGUAUAGCCUCGGUUUGACUCAAGCAGACAUGCGGCAAGAGAUACAAGAGUACCUACCCUCUGUGUCAGACUGGGCAAAUUCUUACCUCAGUGGUUCACUACAGGCUGGAAAAAAACAGAUGGCGCUUACUCUACCCAGUGAGGGAAGCAUAAGAAAGCAGGACACUGCCUGCAGUGUGACAGUCACUGACUUUGUGGACAUCGAGGAGAACAUCUGGUCCCCGCGCUUUGGCCUGAAGGGCAAGAUUGACCUGACUGCAGGAGUGCGGUUACACCGCAGGGGUCAGCUGCCACAGGAGAGGGUUGUGCCCCUGGAACUGAAGACAGGCAAGGAGUCCAACUCCAUAGAACACCGCAGUCAGGUCAUCCUGUACACCCUUAUGAGCCUGGAGAGACGCAGUGACCCAGAAGCUGGCUUCCUCCUCUACCUGAAAACUGGCAACAUGCAUCCUGUCGUGGCCAACCAUAUAGACAGAAGGGAACUGCUGAAGCUGAGAAACACACUGGUGCAUCACGUUGUCAACAGUGUGGUGCGAGGAGAGGAGGGCACACCACGCCUGGCGCCCCUGCCUGCUGUAACAGUUGAUCAGCAGGCUUGCAAGUACUGUCCCCAGAAGAGGAACUGCUCCCUUUAUAGCAGAGCUGUGGAGAGUGAAGGAUCAGAUGAUCUCCCAGCCCAGGGCCAGCCACCCUUCCUGGCACAGGAGAGCCAGCACCUAAGAGAGCGCCACCUGAAGUACUUCAGCCACUGGGUCCUGCUCUGUGCCCUGGAGGCCAGUACCAUGGAGAAAAAGGGGGGCCGGCAAAAUAUCUGGCUGCUGUCAACUGAGGAGAGGGAACAGAAUGGAGGGUGUAUUGGCAACCUCCGCUGGACUGGCCUUGUGAAAGCCCUGUCAGACAAUUUAUAUGUCCACCACUUUGAGUGCUGGGGCAGAGAAAAGAUUGAGAUGAGUCUGGUCAUGGGGGACAGGGUUGUGGUGAGCGACCAGGAGUUGAAGCUGAUUGCUGUGGCUGCAGGGUAUAUCAGUGAAGUGACCAAUACUGGAGUGACCUGCACACUGGAUCGCAACCUCUCAAAGUAUUCUCAUGAAACUUUGUUCAGACUGGACCAAGAUGAAGGGGUGGGAGGAAUGGACACUCAUUUGGGAAACCUUUCCAAACUGAUGGAAAACUCUGUGGCAAGUGAGAAGCUGCGGGAGCUGAUUGUAGAUUUCCGGCCCCCACAGUUCAUCCACUGCCUGAGUGACGUGCUUCCGCGAGGGGCCAAGGACACAGUCGCCAACAUCCUGAAAGGCCUGAAUAAACCUCAGAAACAAGCCAUGAAGAAGGUGCUGCUAUCUAGGGACUACACACUCAUAGUAGGCAUGCCAGGAACAGGAAAAACCACCACCAUCUGCACACUGGUGCGAAUUUUGCAUGCUUGUGGCUUUAGCGUGCUUGUGACCAGCUAUACCCAUUCUGCCGUGGACAAUAUCCUUUUGAAGCUGAAGAGGUUCAAAAUUGGCUUCCUGCGGCUGGGGCGGGCCCAAAAGGUGCAUCCUGACAUCCUGCCCUUCACAGAGGAGCAGCAGCGCCGCAGUCGCAAUCUCUGCACCCUGCCUGAGCUAGAGCAGUUGUACAGCAGUCAGCUUGUGGUGGCUACCACCUGCAUGGGCGUGAAGCACCCCAUCUUCAGCUGGCGGCGAUUCGACUUCUGCAUCGUGGACGAAGCAUCCCAGAUCAACCAGCCAGUGUGCCUUGGCCCCCUCUUUUAUGCUGAACGCUUUGUCCUGGUUGGGGAUCACCAGCAGCUUCCCCCUAUCGUCCAGAACCCAGAGGCCAGGGCUAUGGGCAUGGAUGAGAGUCUGUUCAAGCGUCUGGAGCAUCAUAGCAAUGCUGUUGUCCAGUUGAAUGUACAAUACAGGAUGAACAGUAAGAUCAUGUCUUUGAGCAACACGCUGGUGUAUGGGGGAAAGUUGGAAUGUGGAUCAGAGCAGAUUGCAAGUGCAGCGCUGCAACUUCCCACAAGGGGUGCUGUAGAGCAGGAGCUGGAACUCUACCUGAGCCAGGCAGAGUACAGUGACUGGAUCAGGGCAGCUCUGGAGCCACAGAAUGCAGUCUGCUUCCUGGACACUGCCCAGGUCCCAGCCCCAGAGACAGUGGAGAAGGGAGGAAUCAGCAACUACACAGAGGCUGCUCUUGUUCACUACAUAGUCAGCCUGCUGCUAAAGGCAGGUUGCAAGGCAGGCAACAUUGGUGUCAUCGCUCCGUACAGACAGCAGCUGAAGGCCAUAUGGAGCCUGUUCAAGAGCCCAGCCUUCAAUGCAGUGGAAGUCAACACCGUGGAUAAGUACCAGGGACGGGACAAGAGUGUCAUCAUCGUUUCCUUUGUUAGAAGCAGUGAAGAGGGUGAUCUGGGGGAGCUGCUGAAGGACUGGCGCAGGCUGAAUGUGGCCAUCACCCGCGCCAAGCACAAGCUGCUGAUGCUGGGCUCCAUCCCCACCAUGCGUCGCUAUGCUCCCCUUGAGAGGCUGCUGGCCCAUCUUGAACAGGAGUGCAUGAUAUUCCAGCUUCCACCUGGAGCCCAUGAGGCACUGCCAAACUAG